Messenger RNA from Penicillium cinerascens, 1524 nucleotides. Its product is annotated as WD40 repeat domain-containing protein. Gene Ontology annotation, molecular function: protein binding. Lineage: Eukaryota; Fungi; Ascomycota; Eurotiomycetes; Eurotiales; Aspergillaceae. The transcript has a single exon. The coding region runs from base 1 to 1524 and encodes 507 amino acids. The record is from RefSeq and is a predicted model, not a curated record.
AUGUCCGCCCAAGAUCAGCACCAGGGUGAAGAUGAGGACAUGUUUGUGGGCGCCGACGAGGGCGAGGAAAUCGUCAACCGUGAUGAGGACCACCCAAUGGACUCCGACGGAGAGGAAGACCAGCAAAUGAGCUACGAACAAGAAAUCACUCUCCAGAACGACUCUUCCGCUCACUUCGACUCACACAACGACUCCAUCUUCUGCAUUGCGCAACAUCCCAUUCACAACAACAUCAUAAUCACUGGCGCCGGUGAUGACCUCGCUUACAUCUUCGACUCGAGUCCCGCCGAGAAACCCAUACUCCCGCGCAGCUACGAGUCAAACCCCCAGCCGCGUGAGCGUGAGGGCCUGCAGGCUCUGGCUAAACUGGACGGACACUCUGACACCGUCAAUGCGGUAGCCUUCACCGAGCCGGCGGGUGAAUAUGUCGUGACGGCAGGAUUGGACGGCAAGCUGCGAGCCUGGCGGGAUUCGACACCUCAGAAGACAGGAAUCGCGUGGGAGUUUGUGGCCGAGGCCCAGGAGGUGGAGGAGAUUAACUGGGUGGCUGUCUGCCCUUACAGCCAGGGGAGUGAGGAGAAGCGCAAUGUCAUUGCGAUGGGGGCCAACGAUGGUAGUGCCUGGGUCUUCCGAAUUGAUCACACCGACUCGCAGCCUAUUUCUAUCAUUCAGACUUUCUUCCAGCACACUGCUUCUUGCACUGCCGGUGCCUGGUCACCGGACGGAAACCUGCUUGCGACAGUCUCGGAGGACGGAAGCUUCUAUGUCUACGAUGUGUUUGGCGCUGCGGCGGCAGCUGGUAUCUCAGGCUCGCCCGGUACCAACGCCGUCGUCGGUUUGACGGCCGAGGACCAACGGUUCGCCGUGGACGGUGGUCUCUACUCCGUUGCGAUUUCGCCUGGUGGUGGUAUUGCCGCUGUUGGUGGUGCCGAGGGUCACAUCAGGAUCGUCGGUCUCCCUCGUCUUGCGGGCGGUGCGCAGGCUGGCAAGGGCAAAGGCGCAGCUCAAUCUGCUACUGCAUCGACUGCGGGUACUAUCAUUGCUGCGCUCCAAGCUCAGUCAGACGGUAUCGAGACUCUCUCUUUCUCUCAGCCGCCGCUGACCCUCCUCGCCGCGGGUUCCGUGGAUGGCUCAAUUGCGCUUUACGACGCUGCUCACAGAUUUGCCGUUCGCCGGAAUAUCAAGGAGGCCCACGAGGGCAAUGCCGUGGUCAAGGUGGAGUUCCUGCAAAGUCGGGCACCGAUCGCUGCCCCUCGCGCGGGUCCUGCUGCCCAGGGCCAGGCUCGAUCAUGGCUGCUCACCUCCGUUGGACUGGAUGGUGUUGUCCGAAGAUGGGACGCUCGUGGCGGUACCACCGCUGCUGCUAUGGGUCUGUUGAAGGAAUGGAAGGGCCACAUGGGCGCCGCCGAGAACGAGGAUGGCGAGCAGGCCGGUGGCAUUAUGGGAUUUGUGCAAGGCUUUGAUGGCAAGCGCAUUGUCACCGCGGGUGACGAUGGCGUGUCCCUUGUCUUUGAAGAGGAGUAG